Messenger RNA from Penicillium diatomitis, 399 nucleotides. RefSeq names its product arsenate reductase ArsC. The transcript has a single exon. The coding region runs from base 1 to 399 and encodes 132 amino acids. The record is from RefSeq and is a predicted model, not a curated record. NCBI's taxonomy places the organism in Eukaryota, Fungi, Ascomycota, Eurotiomycetes, Eurotiales, Aspergillaceae.
AUGCCUAGCGUCUUGUUCGUCUGCGUCCACAACGCUGGUCGCUCUCAAAUGGCGGCUGGCUACCUUAGUCAUCUCGCAGGUGACACUAUCGAAGUGCGCUCUGCCGGAUCAGCCCCAGUCGACUCUAUCAAUCCCGUCGUCGUCGAAGCCAUGCUCGAAGAAGGUAUCGACCUCACCAGCCAAAAACCUAAGAUUUUAACCGCCGAUGCGGUUCAAGCCAGUGAUGUUGUCAUCACAAUGGGUUGUGGAGACGCCUGCCCCUUCUUUGCUGGCAAGCGCUAUCUCGACUGGCAACUUAACGACCCUGCCGGGCAAGGCCUUGAUGCUGUACGUCCUAUUCGCGACGAGAUCCGUCGUCGCGUCGAGGCUCUUAUCACCGAGCUUCAACCCUCUGUCUGA